This is a messenger RNA of Encephalitozoon intestinalis ATCC 50506, 744 nucleotides long. RefSeq lists its product as uncharacterized. Lineage: Eukaryota; Fungi; Microsporidia; Unikaryonidae. The record is from RefSeq and is a predicted model, not a curated record. The transcript has a single exon. Bases 1 to 744 code for a protein of 247 amino acids.
AUGAAGUCAAAAAAACUGGGCUUUUUGACUCUUAUUUCUCUUGUUGUGGUAGGAUUUGUGACCUGGUAUGUUCUGUAUAAUUUAUACUAUCUAUUUAUGAGUGAUGAAAUUGCAAAUUCAAUCUUUGAUAAGUCAAAACUCAGAGGUAAGUUCGAGGACAGCGGAAAGGUCAUAGAGGGAACGGUUUUCUUCAGUUUCCUAUACAAGUUCUUGACAACUCUUGACGAGAAAGUUAUAGGCGAUUCUUGCAUUGAAGAUGUUUACGACAAGAGUAUCCUUUCUGGGAAAGAAGAUUAUUUAAGGAAUGGACUUGAGAUGGUAACUAGGGCUCUUUUCAAAAAUAGGAACGUUGAAAAGGACUUGAAAGAAAUAUUGGAAUCAAGUAUUUCCGAUAUUGUUGCUCCAAUCAAAAGGCAUGAAGUUCAGUAUGCAGAGGAGGAGGGCAAGAAUAAUGGUGAAGAGGACCAAAAGUAUAACGAAGAUGUUACUUUAAUGGUGUCUAAGGCCUUUGUCUAUAUUCUUCUCCGGGAAAGAUUAGAUCACUCCAUGUACAAGAAAUAUCUUGAUAAGGUAAAGGACGACUUCAAUGAAAAUACAAAGGAUCACUUGAAGAAAAUUGGAAUUAGUGAAAGAAUCUAUAUUUUUGAAGGGGAAAGCAACGUAGGCAUGGAAAUAUACGAUUAUAUUCGUGUUGUAAUGUUUGCAACUAGUAAGCUCAUCCCGGAUUCCUUAACUAAAAACUAA